Messenger RNA from Cuscuta campestris, 1463 nucleotides. The record is from the annotation of a GenBank genome assembly. Lineage: Eukaryota; Viridiplantae; Streptophyta; Magnoliopsida; Solanales; Convolvulaceae.
CAAAAUGGGCUGUUGAUAUGAAUGGACCUACAUGUGAUAGCUUAAGACUAAACCACCCAGAGACAAAUGUGAUGAAUGUGCCAGCUGAUACAUUUUUGGCCCUUUUAAAAGAAUGGCAGCAGCUUUGUGCCUCUUGUAUGUUGAUAACAAGCAACUGCUCCCCUCACCCUAAUUUGGAUAUGUCAACAAGUGAUGAGGAAGAAGAAGAGAGCAAUGAUGAUGAUGAUGAUGAUGAUGAUGAUGAUGAUGAUGAUGAUGAUGAUAAUGGAGGUGAAGUGUAUGAGGUUGACCAUAUUUUGGAUAUUUGUUACAGAAAGCCUAAUGGUGGUAGAAAGUCUGGCCUAUAUUUUAAGAUACAUUGGAAGGGGUAUGAUGAUGAUUAUGACACAUGGGAACCAAUAGAGGGAUUAAGUGGUUUCCCUCAAAAGAUCAAAGAAUUUGUGGAGCAUAUGGCUUCUCACAAUUUUGCAUGCGUGUCUUUUUGUGGGGUGCCCUUCAAGGAGAGAAGCUGCCACAAUUUCCUUUGCCAGCCCACAAAGUUGAUAGUAGAGGGAGGCAUCAUAUCCAAAGAGUUUGAGUGCAACAAUGUUGAUUAUGAAAACCAUGAUGUCAACCUAAAGGACGCACUCUUUCUUGAAGAUGUCAUUUCCGAUCUUCCUAAGGUUGAGAAUACUGAGGUUAGAGAAGAGAUGCAUUAUGUUGAUGAUCCAAAAACUCAUUUUCAGCGGUUUAUAAGAAGACUUGGGCGAGAUGGUGUGCUUGGACAAGUUUUGUACGAUCAUUGUAAAUUAAAGUUGAAUGAAGACGAUUAUCAACGUGUAUGCCAUGUUCCAAAGAGGAAGGGAACAAAUUUUAGAGAUUUACCUGGUGUUCGCGUGGUUGGCAAUAAGGUGGAGUUGGAUCCAAAUGUCGAAAGAGUGUAUUUGCCUUUUGGGAAGCCAUUGGUACCUAACUAUGCUAUCUCUUUUGUGAAAGGGACUUCGACCAAGCCAUUCAAAAGAUUAUGGUGGGAUGAAACUGUCCCAACCGUUGUCACCAGGGCUGAGCCUCACAAUCAGGCCAUUUGUCACCCUGUCCAAGACCGAGUUCUCACAAUCAGAGAAAACGCGCGGUUACAGGAAUUUACUGAUUACUACAAGCUUUGUGGCUCCAUCAAAGAAAAGUACACACAAGUGGGAAAUGCAGUUGUUGUUCUAGUUGCCAAAGCUUUAGGUUACUCAUUAGCUCUCUCAUUCAAAGGCUUGUCUGAAGCAGCCGCCAUGUUUACAUUGCCCGAAGGAUAUGGCGCGAUUCAAGAGCUACCAGUUGAUCAAACGUCUUUUUCCGAAUUUCCAUAAUGAAGUUUUUGAAGGUUAUUAUUGAUUGCGCUAUGGCAUACAGUUUUUUAAAGUAAUUUUUCUUUUCUUCUCUGCAUUUGGACAAGUUAAAAAAACCCAUUGUUGCAGUAAAAUUUAGUUUGAUGU